Messenger RNA from Helicoverpa armigera (cotton bollworm), 1175 nucleotides. Its product is annotated as homeobox protein Hox-C5a. Gene Ontology annotation, molecular function: RNA polymerase II cis-regulatory region sequence-specific DNA binding; DNA-binding transcription factor activity, RNA polymerase II-specific. Gene Ontology annotation, biological process: regulation of transcription by RNA polymerase II; central nervous system development; brain development. NCBI's taxonomy places the organism in Eukaryota, Metazoa, Arthropoda, Insecta, Lepidoptera, Noctuidae. Bases 267 to 1070 code for a protein of 267 amino acids. The transcript has 4 exons. The record is from RefSeq and is a predicted model, not a curated record. Gene Ontology annotation, cellular component: nucleus.
GAUCGCUCGUAGCCACGCCCAAACAAAUUUAAAAUUGUGCCCCUUUUUAAAUCAAAACCGCAACCCAAUAUCGUUUUGCGAGCCGCACUGAACAGUCGCUUUCACAAAUUAACUAACUAAUUAACCAUUAGAAUAAUAAAUUAACCCUAAUAAAAUUAACUGAUGAAAUAACAAUUGAAGUGAUGUGUUUGAAAAAAGUGAUAAAAAUUCUAAAUUUAAAAAUAAAAAAUGAUAUUUAAAUACUUCGAAGUGAACUGAAGAUUACAAUGAUGGAACAGAGGCCGAAUUCCAACUUAUAUCCUUCAAACUUGACGGACCUUCUUGCUGUGUCGGCGUACCAACAGAACGUUGACCGACUGUCGGCGAUAUCCGACGGCGAGGACAAAUUCAACGCCGACACUUACGCCGACAAUGUGGACCGUUUCGCCGAAAACGCCGACAGGUCUUCAUCGCCUGUGUCAACCUUGGAUGAUGGGGACAGCAGUCAGUCGGCUUUUGGAGUUGAUUUAACAGGAAAAGGGACGAAUUUAGCUGGGAAGUCUUUCACUAUUGCAGCCAUUUUGGGUUUGACGAAUGGUGAUGAAGAUGUGAUGAACCUGAGUGUUCAGGAGAGGUUGCAACAGAAUCAGAGGCAGCUGCAGAACUAUUUGUAUGCUGGGCAUGAUGUUCAGCGGCUCAAUGAAGGAUUCUGUCGGAGUAUGGUUGGCGUGCCGACGGCUUUAAGACAAGACAGUCCCCGUCCCGACAUGAGGCCGCAGGUUGGCCAGAUGAAGACCUCUAGAAGUCACUCCAUGACGUGUUCCAACAGUUCCGGCAGGAGUAAGAGGAUACGAACAAUAUUCACUCCAGAGCAGCUAGAGAGACUGGAAGCCGAGUUCGAGAGGCAGCAGUACAUGGUGGGGCCCGAGAGACUGUAUCUAGCUCAUGCUCUACAGCUGACAGAGGCACAGGUAAAAGUCUGGUUUCAAAAUCGGCGCAUAAAAUGGCGGAAACAUCAUUUAGAGGUAACCCAGCAAAGAUUAGCAGUCUUGCAAAGACACCAGCCUCACGACCGAGAUGAUGACAUUUAAACCAAAGUCACUCAACAUUCAUAAUGGGUGGGCUCUCUAACAAGCAGUCAUAUUGGAAAAUCCCAUAGUGCUUCUGGAAACUGCAAUAGUGCAUCUGGAAUGUAA